Messenger RNA from Phialemonium atrogriseum, 3013 nucleotides. RefSeq names its product RNA12 protein. The transcript is spliced from 3 exons. The record is from RefSeq and is a predicted model, not a curated record. Gene Ontology annotation, molecular function: RNA binding. Lineage: Eukaryota; Fungi; Ascomycota; Sordariomycetes; Cephalothecales; Cephalothecaceae. Gene Ontology annotation, cellular component: mitochondrial inner membrane. The coding region runs from base 69 to 2786 and encodes 905 amino acids.
GAUAAUUUGGCCGAUGUCUGAUUGGUAGAAGCUUUUGACCAUCGCAAAGGGCCCACCUGCCCUGAGUGAUGGGGCUGGAUGACCUCAUUGGUAUGAGCAAGCUAGGUUCGCAAGUGAGAAGGGUCGUGGACUGCCCUCUCCCUUCACCCCCCCAGGUCAAUGAACUCUUGUCUAGGAUACGGUAUACUGUCAAUUAUGAAGCAAUGAUACCAGGCCGCAUUCUCUUCCGACCGAUAUCCCGGCCGUGGUCGAGCCUCCCCGGGCUUGCGACAAGAUGUCCGCCAAUCCCUAACGGUGUGACAUCGCUCCAGUCGAAGCCCGACACCGUCCGUGGAAGAUGGGCUGGAAUAGCAUGGAAGGGUUCUGUUGCGGGUGACGAGAAGAGCGGACACAUUGUUGCUGGUCCUAACGAGUCUAUUCUGUAUUUCGACAAUGUCUUCCCCUUGAAGCUCAGCUCAGUCCUCGGACGAUCAUGGGACCCCGAUAGCGACCUCUCUUACCUACUCAAGAAAUUUGAGAGCCCAUCGACUGGAUUCCUGGACCCAAUCAGCCUGGUUAAGAGAGCCAUCCCAAAGUCGAUCCCCAUGAAAGUUACCGAGAUCAUACCGCGACUGAAGGAUGGGGGCGCCUUUGUCAAGUUCAGCCACCCAGCCGAGAUAUCGGCAACAGAGAUUGAAGGUACCUUAUCCAAGCUGCUUGCUGAAAAGCCGUUAAAGCCUUGGUUCAGCCCGUUCCGCACAGUUCAGGCGGGUCUCGUUAAGGGCAUCCCUUGGCUCGAGGACUUGCACAGAUUCCCCAAGAACCGGCUUAAGAUCGAGUUUACUUCGACCUCUCCCGACGGCGAUGGCGUCGAGUUGUCACAAGAGACGCUGUACAGCCUAUUCAGGAGAUACGGGAAGAUUGCCGACAUCACGUCACAACCCCCCGACUCCAAGGUCCUUCCAAAGUUCGCGUUUGUGGACUUUGUUCUCGUUCGAGAUGCUAUCAUGGCCCGGAACUGCAUGCAUGGCUUCACCCUCGCUGAAACGCUCGGAGGUGGUAAGAAUGGUACCAGGCUACGGCUCUCCUAUGAGCGACGAGUCAAGGCGCACCACAUCUGGAACUGGAUAACCAGCCAUCCGCGAGUUGUCAUUCCGAUCAUAGCGACUCUGCUCGCUGCCUUCACCGUUGCCGUGUUCGACCCGAUCCGGGAGUUCUUUGUCAAGGCUCACGUGCAACAGUCGUUCAAGCUGUCGAAAAGCAGGCUGUAUACCUGGUUCAAGAGGCAGACUUCUGACAUGCUUCCCUUCCAUCACGAGAAACCAGAGAAAGCUGGCCUGAAUGCUCUCUGGAGCCACAGGAAAGACCUCAUCGAUACCGUUAAUAACUGGUUGAUGGAAACCGCCGACACUUUCAUCGUGAUCCAGGGUCCCCGGGGCUCCGGUAAGAAGGAGCUGGUCUUGGACCAGGUCUUACCAGGGCGGAAUAAUGUAUUGGUCGUUGACUGCAGGCCGGUUGUCGAAGCCAGAGGCGAGGCUGGAACGAUAAAGAAGCUUGCCAACCAAGUCGGGUACCGUCCCGUGUUCUCCUGGGCGAACAACAUCAGCAGCCUAGUCGACUUGGCCGUCCAAAGCACCACGGGGGUCAAGGCCGGCUUCUCGGAAAAUCUCGAGUCACAAGUCGUCAAGAUAUUGCAAACCACGGCUGCCGCCCUCAAGGAGGUGUCCCUGGACGACCGGAAGAAGGAUGACAGCGAUGCUGCCCUGUCAGAAGAUGCCUACCUCGAAGCCCACCCGGAGAAGCGGCCUGUCAUAGUCGUCGACAACUUCCUUCACAGGAGCGACGACGCGAGCCUCAUCUACGACAAGAUCUCCGAGUGGGCUGCGUCCCUGGUCCAGUCCAACAUCGCGCACGUCAUCUUCCUCACCAGCGAUGCUGGCUUUUCCAAGACCCUCUCCAAACCACUCCCGGAUCGAGUCUUCCGGCAAUUGGCCCUUGGCGAUCUGUCCCCGGCCGUCGCAAAGAAAUACGUCAUCUCGCACCUGGAGCAUGACGACCAAGUGCUAGCAGGCGACGAGGGCGACGAAGGGGAGAAGCAGAAGGUCCUGAGCGGAGGCAAGUACCGGAAGGACCUCGCCGAGCUCGACGAAUGCAUCGAGUCCCUCGGCGGGCGACUGACGGACCUCAACUUCCUCGCGCGCCGCCUCAAGAGCGGCCAGAGCCCGAAGCACGCCGUCAACGAGAUCAUAGACCAGAGCGCGUCGGACGUGCUUCGCAUGUUCAUCCUCGCCAAGAAGCACCCCGGCGGGGACCAGAAGUGGUCGCCCGAGCAGGCGUGGUACCUGGUCCGGGAGAUCGCCAAGCACGGCACCCUGCGGUACAACGAGGUUCUCCUGUCCAGCACGUUCGCCUCGUCGACGACCCCCGGCGCCGACUCCGCCGAGGCCGCCCUCGACAACCUCGCGGCGGCCGAGCUGAUCUCGGUGGGGUCGCACAAGGGGCGGCCGCAGACGGUGAGGGCCGGCCGGCCCGUGUACCAGGCCGCGUUCGCGGCGCUGCUGGCCGACGGGGCGCUGAGGGCGCGGAUGGACCUGGCCGUGCUGACGGAGCGGGCCGCCGUCGAGGCCAAGAGCCUGGACAAGGUCGAGGCCGAGCUGGGCCUGCUGGGGUCGCUGCCCCGCCAGCCGCACCAGACGGCCGACCGGGUGAAUUACCUGUUGGCCAAGGUGCAGAGCAGCCAGGCAAGGAUACAGGAGUGCGAGAGGGAGAUGGCUGGGCUGAAGAAGAUCUUGUCGCAGGAGGCUUAGGGUUGGUUCUUUCUGUCCCCCGACGACUUGAGAUGAUCGACGUGUGUGUGUGUGUGUGUGUGGAUAUGCGAAAUGACUACCGUGCGAGGGUAUACCGGACAAGGGGGUGACUGAUACGCCUUCCCUCUCAAAUGUAUAUUAUUCAUGGGGAAGCAUCUCUCAAUAAUCUAGACCCAUCAUGGUCAAUCCCCCGGACUAACUGCCAAUUCGUGACGGGGCGCAGGAAC